CACACACACGCACGGUUAGCAAUUAAGUUAUUUAGAUUAAGUUAAUUUUAAGUAAUCGUAGGUUACGUAAUUUUAUACCAGACCUAACCGCCGUGAUCCGGUGUAUACCUACCGUCGACAUCGUGUCUCUGUUCGCCCGCCGUACGUGAGUGUCGUACAUUUUACGAUAAAAGUCGCGAAAUAAAUUUUUAAGCCACAAACAAACAAUUCAUCGUUCGGCUCUAACAGUCUUUUUUUGAACUUUACCAUUGUCGCUUACCGUUGUUCUAUUCUGUUACCAGAACAUCGCUAUCAAAAGCGGUUACCGGCUAUUUGUCUGUGUAUUUUCGUUUCGUUUCCGUGCGCAUUGGUGUAGUUGUUUUCUUGGUUUUCGGUUUAUAGGUAAGGCGGCUGGCAAGUCCGUAACAACUGUGAGUUUUUUUUAACCAUUAUUUUAUAUUGUUGAGCCGGGAGGGCCAUAUAUUGCUAUUUAUAUUGUAUUUUUUUUUUAUUUAUUGUCAUAAUUCGUUCGCGCUAAUCGCCGCGAUUUUAAUUUUUCACGUUUUUCGUUUGUCGGGCCAAGAUGGCCGCAAUAUCAAUUAAGUGUAUUAUUUACAAAUUACUACCGGCAAUACAAAAUCUGAUUACAGUUUAUUUCUAUUUGUUCCUUUGUUACCAUCGUUUUAACAAGCCGCACAGCUACAAGUAUAUGCACGCACCAACACACCAACAACUUCAUUUGUGUCGCUAUAUACAUAAUGGUAUACACAGCAGAUCGGCAGGGUGGUCGGUGGUCAGUGGCGGUUGAUAUUUCAGAUUGGUAAACGGGCGCGCGUGUACUACAAUAUUAUUAUACGCGCUCCCGGAUUGUACGAAUUGUUACGCGUGAAAUUAAAUAAUAUGCGAUUUGGAGAGCAAAAACGGGCAUCUCAGGGCUGUCCGUGAUUUUUCUAAUAUAUUUCUUACAGGCGCGUUCUCGCCAAAAGCGACUAGCGGCGAGAACGCCUGCACUUGGAUUAUUUAAUCAUUGACGGUUUUCCCGCCGGAAGGACCGAAAAUCGGGUCCGACUGUUUGAAAACUGUUUUCCAGCGACCCGACACCACACGAGUCCCUACGUAGUCGUUGCUCUAUUAGUUCCUCGCCGUUUCUAUAAAUAAUAAUAGUAUAUAGUAUAUGAAUGUAUUUUGUAGUAACCGAUUUUAUUCGACUGACGCUGUUAUACGGCAGUAUUCGUACAUUUUGUUUUAAAUUCUUAUAUUAUAGCUCCGUUAAUUCAUGCAUUUCGACCGGACGUUUGUCCCAUUAAUUCUUUAGAUGAUACGAAUGAACUGUACGGGUCAACGUGAUGUGAUUAAUAUUAAUGUGUGAAUAAUAUAUUGUUUACCGUUCCGUAUCGUCUCGUGGCGGACCCGGGGAAAGGGCACAGGGGCACGUGCCCCCUGUAAAUGGGCUACAGUUUUUAUUUAUAUAUUUCCUAUUCAUUUAAUAUAUAAUUCAUAGUUGAUUUACUGAAAAUAUAAAUAACUAGCUGACCCGACAAUGCUUUGCUAUUGCUAUAGAUAACAGUAUAAAUAUGUAAAUAAUAGUAAUAAUAAUAAUAAUAGGUUUUUUUGUCCAUGACAACCAUGACCAAGGUCACCCGCGAAUAUUCAAAAACAAAUAAUUAGAUUUUCGUACCAAAAAUACCCGAUUACCGCUAUUUCAUCCCCUUAGGGGUCGAAUUUUCAAAAAUCCUCUGUCAGCGGAUGCACCGUCGUAAUAUCUGUUAUAUGUAAAUUUCAGCCAGUCCCGUCCAGUGGUUAGGGCUAAGCAAUGAUAAAUCGGUCAGUCAGUCGGGGGACACGUCGUCUUAUGUGUGGAGAGAGAGAAGAUGCGCGCCCCCCGCCCCCAAGCUUUUAAAAAAAUGUCUGGGUCCGUCGCCGGGCUCAAAUGCACGCGCUACAACAAACGCUAAAACCGAAAACUCACGCCGUGUCGGGAGGGGGUGGGGGGUGGGGCGUUAGACUCUUCGCGGAUCGGCGACGCGGCGGAAUGACGUUCGCCGUCCUGUGUCGGCGGCGGCGGCGGCGGCGGCGGUACACUUGCGGUCGCGCCCGCAAUCGGAUCCGGAGAUCGAAAUACGUGUGGCCGGUCGCGGGAGUUUCGUCCGGUGGUUCGCGCGCGGUGGUCCCGGCCGUUUGUCGUCGCCGGACCUUCGCCGAGCCGCCGCCGCCUUCGCGUCGCGUACACCGCCCGGCACUCGGCGCGACCCCGGGAUGUUAUAAUAAUAAUAAUAAUAUUUGUCGCCGCGAUAAGAGCCGGCCGAAAUUUAUGUGACCGCUCGCCGGCGGCACGACUGUCGUUGGUGUCAUUAUUAUGUUGCCGUCGUCGUAUUGCAACACAAAUUGUGUGCGCGAGCGGUCGACGUGUGCGGCGCGUUAUACACGCCCGUACGCAUCGUGUCGUCGUGUGGCAUUCCGACCGGGCCAGAAACGACGGCGGCACUCGGGCCCGGAGAGACGGCGUGCGGUGCGGGACGUUUUUUACGCCGCGGCGGAAAAAAAAAUAUUCGCGGGCGUUUUUUUCGUACGUUGGCGCCGGGUCGCAAAAGAAAAAUAGAAAACUGUGCGGAUGGCCGGCGGCCGGCCAUCCGGUUCCGUAAGACUGAAAACGGUUCCGUAAAUUCGGUCGUUUUUCGAUUUUCUCCAGAGUUUUUCUCGGCAAAUGUUGAAAAUCGGUAAAAACAACGUAGGAGAACCGGGCAAACCGGUACGACACAAACAGAUAUUAUUAAAGAAAAUAUAUAGAGCCUAUUUUAUUAUUUUAUUGUAAUAUGGCGUAUAUAUUGUUGACAAAGCAUCACUAUCAACUGAACUCCAUUCAGAAUCGUUUUUUCGUAAGCAAUGGUUUAUCGUUGUUCACAAGUAUACACUAAAUCACCUUUAAUAGUGGUUGCACCCGUCCUCGUUAUCAUAGGACGUGUUUUUAAAUAGUGUUAUCAUGAACCAGAUAUUAUGAAAACAACAAAAUCAUGUUACUGAUAACCUUCUUUUUUUUUUUUUGUUCAUCGACCUUUUUUUAUCUAAUCUAAGUUCUAGUUUCUUUUUCUACAUCACUGCGUAUAUACUCGCUAAAAAAUGUACUUCUGAUUAUGCACUGAUUAUAUAGCUACGAUUAAAACAUUAUAUCGAUACUUUAAUACACUAGCGUGAACAAUUAAGUAUUCCUUGAGGAGAUUCACCUAUAGGCGGCGAUUUGUAGACUAUACAACAAGUGGUUAUAAGUAUUUUACAUUCUAUACAUAUUUACAGUAUAGCGAGGGCUUUAACUAUUCAACUACUGUUGAUUUUAUACGAAAUUAACUUACGCGAAAUAAGACUGUAAUCUCUAUACAACUAUAAUUUCACACAUAGGUAGUACGAACUCUCGACCGGUGUAAACUCGACGCGUAAAAAUCAAACAGACGAGGUUCCCAAGACGAGAAACCUAAUAUUGUAUGAAAAGUUUCGUGAUCAUAUAUGCUUGCGUUCGAAACUGAACGUUAGAUUUUAAUUAUUUAUGUCUACUACACUACCGGUGAGCGAUUUAUUAUUUGUUUUUGAAUUUGAAUUACAGUAAAAUGUACCCAAUGAUAUUUUACAGUGCAAGUUAUCCUAUCCGAAAUCGAUCUGGUUAAUAUUUGGAAACGAAUUUUGCGAACGGUUUAGUUAUCACGGACUCAAAUGUAUGUACACAGUUCUACAGCUCUAUAAUCGAUACUACAUAUUAUGAUAAUAUAUGCUUUGAGCCGUGUUGUUUCGAUAAAUGUCGGUUUUUUUUUUCAGGCAUUUUGGUUUUGUUUUUUGUAACGGUUCAGAAAUACGACCACGACACGUCCACGGUUAUAUAUCACGUUUUCAUGGUAUGCGCGUACAUAGCUCCGUUUUUCGGAGCAAUCGCCGCGGAUUCGUAUUGGGGAAAGUACAAGUGAGCGAAAAAAAACAUUUUAUUUUUAAUACCUAGGUUUUACCGCAUCAUAAAAAAUUAAUUGAAAUAUCGUACACAUUAAUUUGUAGUGAGUAAUAUAAAAACAAAAAAAAAAAACCGAAUUUGAUUGUCUUUAUUAUCUUCGGAGGUAUUACAACGGGUAUAUUUUUGUGGAACACCCUGUAUAUCGCCACGAAAAAAAUAUACAUAUACAUUAUAUCCGUUAAUGCGAAUCGAAAAAAAAACAACAAAUUUUUCAUUUAAUAAAUCAAACGUUUUGUCUUGUAAUUCGUCUAAAAUAUAAUAAUAUAUAAUUUCAAUACACAUAACUACUAUAAAUAAACACACACAUACAGUCAUCGUUUAAUUUUAAACUGAAGAUGGAGAAGCGGGAAGGACCAAAUCCCUAAUCAAUUCCCAAAGUACGUGUCACUGAUCGUGCAUGCAUUGUAUUUUCUACUCUGUGUGUUUUUUUCAUUAAUAAUAUUAGUAUUACCGACAAAAUAAUCUGAGUUUUACUAUACCGCCUAUACCUAUAAUAUUGUUAUGCAUCUUAUAGUUGUUACUCGUAUUUUUUUUUCUUUUUUAUUACCUACUAUAAUAAAAUAAUAUGGCCGUCUAAAGCUGUUAAAAUUGGUAUUAAAGAUUAUCAAAACACGCGUUCGAUUACCAACUAAUAAAAUUGUUUUAAUGAUUGGAACGUGUAGUACAUAAUUCUUCACUCCCGUCGUUAAAUUUGUAUUUUUUUUUUUUUUUUUUUGUUGUUGUUACAGUAUACGACCAAAUAAUAAUAAUAUUGUUUAUAAUAUCUAAUCAAAUUCCGUCGUUUAUAGACUUUUUUUUUUUUUUUUUUAAUUUCCACCAAUAUGUUCGCCUAGUUUCAAAAAUAAAUUUAACGUAUUUUCUUUAAUUUAUUUAAAUUAAAACGUGCGGAGAUUUCUCCGCACGUUUUUCUAUCUUUAAUAAUUAUUUCAGCCUAACAAAAUCAAUUUAGUCGAUUAUUGUACUAUACGCCUACAAACCUACUGUGUCAUCAAAUUAUAGCUACGCAUAUUUUUUUUUUAUCCAAAACUACUAAUGAUUUUUUCCUAGUCCUGCAGUAGAUACGGUAGCUGGUUAUUGAUUUUCGAAGAAAGGCUAAAAUCUACGCCAACAAAUUGGUAAAACACGUACAGAGAUUAUGAUCAUAGAACCAACCAAUAAUCAUUGCCUAUAGGACCCUAGUUACUGAUUCUCACACCCCUUUAUGAUUUUGUCCUAGACGCAUCGUAUAUUUGUUUCUAUACUUGCCAAUCCAAAAAUGUAUACAUACAGAUAAUAAUAAUAAUGAUAUGAUAUAAUAAUUUAAUAUUAUGUUUAUUUUUUCAGAACAAUUUUUAUCUUGUCCAUCGUACAUGCAAUCGGUAACAUCAUGGUCGCUGUCGCGUCUUUUGCCACUUCGAUCAGUUUAGGUUUUCAAAGGUAAUACGAUUUUUACUCGUAUUUUUCUAUAUAAUUAUCAUGUAGGUAUAGUGAGAGUGGCGGAUCCCGUUCACUUCCUAAUAUACUCUCGGCUUGGCUUCCAUCAAACAUGCGUGCCUUAUAGCACCGUCCGUUAUCUUGUUCCAGAUCCACCCCCGUAGGUACGUGUAUUUAGUUUAAAAUUUAAUUAAUUGAAUUUCUCACAUCUCAAUCCCCGAUUGAGAGGCGACCAUCGGUGCAGUGGUUCGAUUACCUUUUGUAAUUAAUUUUUUAUUAACAACGGCGCAAUUAUAACAUUUUACACGGGUAAAAAACGCGUUUAAAAAAAAAGACUGCCAAAUUAUAAUCUAUAUCCCUCGAACGACGUCUCUGCUAUCAUAUACCUAGCUAUUUGUUUAACCACGGUUUCAAUAAUAAUGAAUUUGACUGGAAUAGUAUUAAGUAUAUAUAAAGAUUACCCACUUUGUUGAACUAUAAGAAACAUCGUGGACAAUUACAGUUUGUGUUCAAUUAUUUAUUACAAAUGUAAAAAAAAAGAUACGGAUAUACUUCGCACAAUUGGUAGGCCACUGUUGUAAGUAAUAAAUUGGGAAGGGUAGGAUAUAGAAGUGAAUUUAAUGUAUAUCUGUACGCAACGAUUAAUCUUUACUAACGAAAAAUCGAUUCUGAGCGGAGUUCGAUUACACGUGUAUUAAAAAGCCGUAAUAUUUACGAUUUGAAAAUAAUACAUUUUGUGUAUUUUCCAGGUUUUUUUCAUUUAUCGGGAAAACUCCUGAGAAAAUUAAAAAAAUUACCUCCCUAAAGUACCGUCUCAGACAGAUUUUCUUUCAAAAAGAGUGCUAUGUAUGAACAUCAAAGCGAAAUUCCUGGUAUAAAUGUAGUCCAAAGAAAAAAAAAUUAAACCAAUACAUUUCAUUCGCUGCGCUCAAAAUCUAAAAACUAAAAUAAAAAUAGUUGCAAUUUCCGACGGAAACUGUGGGUGAUCGCGUCAUCUGCAUUUUUCCCGGGGGACGCCAUUGAGUGUAUAAUACAUCGGUAAUUAGUAUAUUAUGUUAUUGUUAUUCGCAGGUCGUUUACGAUAGCGGGUCUCUUGUUGACCGCGAUCGGAGCCGGCGGCAUAAAACCGUGCAUUUCCGCGUUUGGCGGCGAUCAAUUCGUAUUGCCCGAACAAAAUGAUCAACUGAACAAGUUUUUUUCGAUAUUUUACUUUGCCGUAAACUUGGGAGGGCUCGUAUCAACUUUCAUCACGCCGGAGCUGAGAAAAUCGGUCCAGUGUUUCGGCGAGGAUUCGUGUUUCCCGCUAGCUUUCGGCACUCCCGCCACCCUAAUGUUGAUUUCAAUAGGUGCGAAAAACGAAAUGAAAAUGGAAAAAUAUUUAGAUUUUGUUUUUUACGAAUACCUAUGUUUACUGCGUAAACAGUCAGUACUUUCAAUUUAAUUUCAAACGAUAUUAUGUUUUGUUUAACAUGCGCAGUGUUGUUUGUGUUCGGCAAGAGUCUUUACAAGAUCAAAAAACCUACGACCAGUAUCAUAACGUCGUCGAUCGGAUGCAUUUUCGUAAGAGCGCAAUUACAUUACGUGAAAAAGAAAAAAGGAAAAAAUAAUAACAAUAAUAAUAUCUGGGCGACUAAAUACUUGCGUAUAAACAAUUUUUUUUCUCUCUAUCAAUUAUUAUAGCGUGCGAUCAAAAACAAAAUAACCAUUACCAGCGAAGUGGAAAAAAAAUACUGGUUGGAAUACGCCGACGACAAAUACAGCAACCGCGAAAUAUUCGAAUUGAGAUCGGCGCUAGACGUUAUGUAUUUGUUCAUCCCGUUACCGAUAUUUUACAUGCUAUUCGACCAACAGGUAAAUAAAGACCGAAAACGCCCGCGAGCAGAGGUGCUCGGUCGCCGUAUAGAGUCGAAUUUUUUCUCCCACCUAUAUUUUGUAUACAAUAGAAAUAUCCUUCUCGUGAAACGAUAAAUAACCCAAUACUGCGUCAUAAUAAUACGAUACUAUGUUAUAAUACCAUAUUCUAUACUAACUUAACGACAAAAAAAAAGAGGAGGGGGGAAUUUCAGCAUACAUUUAAGGAACGGGGUAGGGUUAAUAAUUGAAACUUUCAAAAGACACGUCUUUUGCGUGUCUAACGCCGUAUAUUCGUAAGAUUUCGCAUAGGUUUAAAAAUUGAAUUGAUUAAAAAUCUAUAGCUGUAUUGUAUUUAAAUACAAAUUAUACACAAUACGAGCCUCAAACCUAUGUACAAAAAAGUUCGAUUCAAAUAUUUUUAAAAACGUAAACGAAAACAAAAAACAAAUAUGUGUCAUAAGCUAUAAAUCAAUCGAUAAUAUUUUACAAGAUUCUAUGUUUACUAAUCGAAUCGUAAUAUUUUCCAUUUGUCUGUGAUUUCGAUAUUUGUCUGUAUAUAAUAGGUAUAUAUUUUCGGAAAUCUCCCCUCCCCCUCUGGAAUAUUUUGCCAUAAUUACAACCCGUGCACUGUAUAACUAUGAAAUAUACGAGAAUAUUAUGGACCGUGCGUGAUUUUUUUAGGGUUCUCGAUGGACGUUGCAGGGGACACUUAUGAACGGCAGAAUAGAUUUUUUAAACUGGACUAUAAAACCGGAUCAAAUACACAUGCUUAAUUCGUUGUUCGUUAUAAUACUCUUACCACUUUUCGACAUCGCAGUCUAUCCGAUUCUGUAUAAAAUCGGUAUUAAUACGUCUAUACGAAAAAUCACACUGGGCGGAUUAUUCGCAGCUUUGGCUUUCGUGUGUACCGCCACUGUGCAAUACACGAUAUUUGUAAGUAUAGAUAAUGGUCUCUUAUUCUCUGUCCUCUAGCGAUCACGAUGCUAAAACUUCUUUUUCUAUACUAGCCGAUUUCUUAGAUACUCUCCGAGAACGUCGAUACUUCUUCCCUGGGUCUAUCGUGAAGUCUCUUCCCCCGAGGAUUGUCGCAUUAGACGCUGAUCUAAUAUUACCAUCCGCCUCUAUCGCCUUUCCUCAUUCAUAUGGCUUAGCAGUCAUAUUAUAGUCAGUUUGUCCUUUAAUAUAAAACCGCGAUCACUGACGCCAAGUCUACGAUAUCAUAAAGAACCAUAUGUCCCGAUUGUACCUUCUUAUUGCCAAUUGUUUAUUGUUCCAUCGUGAACAAAGCCACAGAAUAAUUUCCAUAUUUUAUUAUCGAACGUCUUUAGUUUCCGUUCUAUCUGGCGAGUUGUCGCGUGUUUAAUGGCUUUCUUGUGCUUUUGAGACAUUAAAUAAAAAAAAAAAUAAUUAAAUAAUUGACUCUCAAUUUAUAUUUUUUUUCUUAAAUGUCAUCGUUUAUUAAUUCGAACAAACAAUAUAAUUAAUGUUGCUUUAUUAUCUUAGCGAGUCAAACGAAACCAUCUCCGAUUACAAAAAAACUGUAUUUUUUACAGGGCCAAUCAUUCUUAGCGCUGUCGACCAAUGAAGGUAAUAUUUUAAGGAUAUACAACGGUUUCGGUUGCAAAGUCACCGUAUCGGAUCCGUCGGUUGGCAAUAAUUUCACGAUCCAAUCUUUAGACGUGUUGGAUAUCAAUUAUUACGGUCCGGUAUCAAACGAAACUGGAGUUUUGUCUGUAUACAUAGAUCCUAUGUGCGAAUUGAAAACGAAUACUUUAAAUCAACGCGUUUCGAUCGCUAAGGAAAAGGUUAGAAUUUACUCAUCUUAAACGAUAAAUAUAUAUGUAUAUAUAUAUAUUUUUUUUAGGUUUCCUCCUAUAUACUGCAAUCGAACACUGCAUCAAACGGUGACGGUAUUAUUCAAUUGAAACGGCUACGAGAAUUGAAGAAAUUAAAAAACGGUAAUCCGAAUCUCAGGUAACGUGGUCGUGCAUUUGCAAACACUUGAGGGCCGUAAAGUUGGGAUUACAUUAUUGGCAGAACUUUUCAAAACAUAUCCAACAAUAAAUAGACUUGUUGGAAAUGGUUGGAGCCCUCCUUUUUAACGUAGGAUUGAGUAACUAUGCAAAGUAUAUGAUUUGAAAAGUUUUACUGACCGCAAUGUAAUGCCAACUUCACGUCAUUAAAUGUUGGUCUUAUAUUGUUUUCUCGAUUACCAUGCGAGUAUAUUACUUGUAGAUUCUUGUGUGACGAAAGGUCGACCGGCCGAUACAUCACGUUGAGAGACGUUAAUAAUAAAUUGUCGGAAAUUAAUAUUCGACUGUCGCCGGACACGGAAGACCAGAGUUACGAAACGCCUAUCGGAACGUGAGUGUUGUGCGGUAAACGCGAUAAACAUUCCGAAUGUUAUGCAUUGAAAAACUAUAUUGCUCGUUUCAGUUACAAUCUUUAUGUGGACGGCGAAUAUCUUUCGCAGACGGUCGAUUUACUUCCGGCCAGCGUCAACGAUUUAUUGCUUCGACCCGACCAUAAACUGCACGAUGUAAAAAUACCCGAAGACUUUGUGUUGAUUGCAUUGGUGUUUUUUUUAAUUUUGUAUUUUAUUUGUCUUAUGUUACUUUAGAACGCCAGAUUGAUAACGACAGAGAAGGGAAAAUAUAUACACAUUUUGUGGCAAGUUCCCCAAACGCUGUUCAUUUCUAUUGCCGAAGUCAUGUUUGUCGUUACGCUAUUGAACUUUUCGUUCACACAAGUAAUAUAUUUAUAUAUGUUAAAAAAUCGAAAUAACAUUAAAAUAGUCGGUAAAAACGUUAAAAAACGAAUUUUUAUAUUAAUGUAUAUGUUACAGGCCCCGUCGAGUAUGAAGUCAAUUAUUUCGGCGUUCAAUUUGUUUACACAAGGAGUCGGAAACAUACUAAUAAUUAUUGUGGCAAAGAUGAAUCUAUUUGAAAAUCGGGUUCGAUUAAACACGUUAUUUCUUUAAUGCAUUUUUUUUUAAUACAUAAUAUAUUACGUAUUUAUUUUAUUUUUUUCGUGUUUCAGGGUCACGAAUUUCUAUUUUACGCAAUUUUAAUGAUUUUUUCCAUGAUAGUAUUUAUGCUUAUGAGCGCAAAGUAUAAAUUCAAAUCCGCGACCGACGACCAUACGGCCGAUGACGAAAAUAACGCAUGAUCUAAAAACGAAACGAGGAAUAUAUUUAGUUUUAAUAUGACGUGUAUGUGUGUUUUUUUUUUUUUUUGUCUGUCUUUAAAUAACUUUUCGACCAGAAAUUGUGACCGGGUCAUCGACUACAGCGGACGGUUUCCAAUAGAAAACAUUAUUAUAAUUGGUGUAUUGAGAAUGUGAUUUUUUUGAUUAUCCUUACACUUAACCAUCUAUUGGAGGGGAGGAAAUUGAAAAUUCAUGAAUUUAUUUUAAGGAACAACGAUCAAUUCUGUCAAAAGGCCUGUACGCAUAAUUUGUUUUCUCUGCAGCCUGUCUCACGCGUAGUAUAAAUGCUCAUACAAUUUCAAGUUUAUUUUUCGUUUUUCGCAAUUUCUGACUUAAAAUUCAAGACAUUUUAGAUUCUGAACGGACCGAGGUAUGUAUUGGUUUCACAAUGUUUUUUUUUUUUCUGUGGACAACUUUUCUACCAACAAUUUUGCUCUGCUUUACAAUGAUAGCAUUUUUUCUGAAAAAAUAUCUGACAGGGCUGGUACUUUAGAGAGGUAAUUUUUUUGGUUUUCCCAAGAGUUUUCCAAAUUAACGAUGAAAGAAUAAGAAAAACCGUUGGAAAAUGAGAAAAUAGGUACAAUAUUAAAUAUAUAUUGUUUCAAAAAGUAUUUAACUCAUGUAAUUAUUUUACCAUAUCAUGGCAUGCAUACAUUGUUGACAAAGCAACACUAUUAAUCGAACUCCGCUCAGAUUCGUUUUCGGCUAGCAAUGGUUAAUCGUUGCGUACCGAUAUGCAUUCAAUUUCCCCACUAUCUCCCCAACUUCUCAUCUACAACAGCGGUCCACCACUGCACGUAC
Cinara cedri is the source of this 11245-nucleotide messenger RNA. Lineage: Eukaryota; Metazoa; Arthropoda; Insecta; Hemiptera; Aphididae. The record is from the annotation of a GenBank genome assembly.